This is a messenger RNA of Spinacia oleracea (spinach), 2755 nucleotides long. Its product is annotated as LOB domain-containing protein 36. The transcript is spliced from 3 exons. The record is from RefSeq and is a predicted model, not a curated record. NCBI's taxonomy places the organism in Eukaryota, Viridiplantae, Streptophyta, Magnoliopsida, Caryophyllales, Amaranthaceae. Bases 223 to 1242 code for a protein of 339 amino acids.
UCUUAUUCAACCUAUCUUCUUCAACCUAAUUUCAGUUUUCUGGCGGAAAAACUUUGAUACAAUCAGCAAGUUUGCUUGGGAAACGUGAAUAUAAGAUUGAAAUCUCGUUUCCAUUCGUUUCCGGGAUGAAUUCAGUUUCAAACACGUCUCCAUUUUUCUGAAACGUAUUUGACCCAAAAUCAUUCUUAAAAAAACAAACCCAAAGAUUGCUAGAAGAAGAAGAUGUCAUCAAAUUCACCGUGUGCAGCGUGUAAGUUUUUAAGAAGAAAAUGCACGCAGGAGUGUGUUUUCGCACCAUACUUUCCACCAGAUCAGCCACAGCGAUUCGCCAACGUUCACAAGGUGUUCGGUGCCAGUAACGUGGCGAAGCUACUCCAUGAUCUGAACGUGUCACAGAGGGAGGAUGCUGUGAAUUCAUUGGCGUAUGAAGCCGAGGCCCGGUUGCGUGACCCGGUGUAUGGGUGUGUGGGUCUUAUAUCCAUUUUGCAGCAGCGGUUGAAGCAAGUUCAGAGUGACCUAUAUGUUGCUAAGAAAGAUUUAUCUACUUAUAUUGGUCCGACUGCACUUAUGCCUAUGAUUCAAACUGGUUAUGCUAAUUCCUCGAUGCAGCAGCACUAUAAUAUGGGUCCUAUGAUGGGUAUUAAUAUUCCUACAGGGGUUGCUGCAGGCCCAUCUCAUGGUGGCGGCGGUGGUGGUGGUGGUAGUGGUGGUGGUCAGUUAGUUAUCAGAGAUUCCCAGCAACAACAGCAUUUGAUUGAGGCUCAGCAGUUGGCGGCAUUGGCUGUCAGAGAUGAACAGGAGAUGAUGAGGAACUGGGAACAACAGCAGCAACAACAGCAGCAACAACAGUUCAUGAGAUUUAAUGGUAGCGGUGGUGGUGGUGGAUACGACGGAGCAGUGGUUGUUGGUGGUGGUGGGUUUAAUCAGGUGGGAUCCUCAUCAGCUGUUACAUCUCCAUCUUUAGCUCUUGGAGCAGCUACAUUUGAUCCAAACGCGUACAAUCAGAUUCAACAACAACAACAACAACAACAACAACCGCAACAAGAUGAGUCAUUAGGGCAGUUGUUACUUCUUCAGCAGCCAGCAACACCACAGCAACAGCAGGUACAUGGAGAACAUAAUCCGCAGCAUCAACCUCUUCUUCUUCACCAGCAACACCAUCAUCUUGAACAUAAUCCGCAGCAACAACCGCAACGGGCCGGAAGCGAAGAAGAGGAUAGGACUAUUGGCCCAGCUUGUUAGCUAACUAGAGAGAUUAUAAAAAAAAGAGCCCCAAUUUUGGAGUUGUUUUUGGUAUCGAUCAGUAGUUCCUAAAACCUCCAAUGUCUUGAACAAAUUUCACUCCCAAGAUGAGUUGAUGCAUAUGAUUAAAUGCAAUAUUAUAGUAAUGUACAAGCAAGAGAUGACCAAUGACAGUAGAAACAGAGGUGAAAAAAGAGAUCUCAGAGGACAAUAAACUUCUAAAUGUCUGAUUACUACCUUAAUAUUUUAUGUAAGUCCAUAGUUUCCUCUUGUUUGUCUCUUUUUCUUUUUUGUUUUUCUAAAUGGGUCGGUGUUUGGGGGAGAAGCAAUUGGGAUAUGAUGACCUUUCUUCACGAGGAGGUAUAUUCAAGAAUCAAGAUCCAAAUGUAAAGUUGGCAUUCAUAGUUUUUAUUCUCUUUACUAACUAUAAAUAUUGAGUACAGUGUUAUCGAUCCAUCUCCAAUUCUCCAGUGAAAUUACAAUCAUGUUCAACCUAUGGCUAGUAUGCCAAGACGUGUAAUGCCUAAUGAAUUAAUGAGUACUCCUUUUGUCCCUUUUUUAUUGUCCCGUAGUCCGUAGAGCAUAAACUACUUUACUAAUACUUGGGUGUAAAUUGUGCAUACGAGUCUUCUCAAAUUGGAUUACACUCGGAUACACAGGGCUCACUGUGCACCCGUGCAAAACGACAUAGUUUUAAGCAUUAUUUACAUUUUAAGUAAUUGAAAAAAAACAUAAAUAUUUUCUCUCUCUAACUUUCCUCUCCAAAAAAAAAACCUCCAUCCCUUCAAACCCUGACCACCGCCGCCGGCUCGCUGGUGCUAGAACUGAGCUUUAUCUGCUCAAUUAAGGUCGCCGGCGAGCUAGAAUUAGUUUGUUUGGUGUUUUUGUCGUCCUUGCGGAGGAGAAGAAAAGAGGGAAUCAAGCUCCUUCACCAAAUAGAGAGGAAGUUCAGAUAUGGGUUUCAGUCUUGACCGACCUUUUCCAAAUCUUCCCUCGUCAGUAAAGUUAGGGGUGUUGUUGGUUCGUUCGUAUCAGAGGUUAUUGGACUAGAAAUUCAACCUACACUAUUCCGUCUACUUCCUAAUCGCCACCGCAUUAGUCAUCGGUAAAGGUAAGUGUCGCCGGUGUUUUUCGCAGGUAAAGGUAAAGUUUUAGGGGGUAGGGUUUCAAUUUUGGGAUAGAAUAUAUGGGUUUGGGUUGUAUUCUGUGUGUUUGGGAAUUAAAGCUCUGUAUUCUAAAGGUUUUCCUAGACGCCGCUGUCUUGUAUUGUCGGGAAAAUUCCGAUCUUGCCGGUAAAGGUAAAUGUUAGGUUUAGGAUUUAGAUUAAGGUUAUUUAAAUUCCUCUUUUUCAGUAACAUCUUUGGUACGUGUUUCGGUGGUAAUUGUGGCUUGAUUCCCACUCUCUCCCUGUUUGUGGUCUAGCUGUUUAGUGAUGUUUAAUUUAGUUAGCUUUAAUGUGUUAGUUUGUGUUUGGUUGAAAAUGGCUUUAUCUAUAUAUUGUUAUAUUCACCUA